Prunus armeniaca (apricot) is the source of this 402-nucleotide messenger RNA. The record is from the annotation of a GenBank genome assembly. Lineage: Eukaryota; Viridiplantae; Streptophyta; Magnoliopsida; Rosales; Rosaceae.
AUGAAUCCAGUGGUGAAGCCAUGGCCUUUCAGAGGAUGGGCAAUGGACCUCAUUGGCAAGAUCUAUCCAGCUAGUAGCAAGCAGCAUUGUUUUAUCAUUGUGGCUAUAGACUAUUUCACCAAGUGGGUGGAAGCCAAGCCUGUUAAAUCCACCACAUCCCAAGAGAUCAUCACCUUCAUAGAAGAGCAGAUUAUACAAAGGUUUGGCAUUCCAGAAUCAAUCACAACUAACAGAGGAUCUUCUUUCAUAUAUGGAGAAAUGCUGGAUAUGGUAGAGGCAUUCAAAUUUAAGCUACUCCAAUCCACCCCUUACUAUGCUCAAGCUAAUGGACAGGCAGAAUCCAAUGACAAGGUAAUCAUCAACAUUAUCAGGAAAAUGCUUGAGAAAAAUCCAAAGCAAUGA